GAAGGGGUAAGUGUGGGAAAGCGAAAUGGGUUGAGAGAGAGAGGGAGAGAGAGAGAGAGAGAGAGAUGGAGUUGGCCGUGCCUUCAAGUCUCAUCAUCGUGCAUGCAUUUUGUGCGCUUUGCUCUGCAUGCACACGCCUCCUCCUACUCCCCCUCAAAGCCCUCCUCGACCGCCCUUUCAACUCUCCGCUCUCUGGAAUCUUAAGCUGCCACCCCCUGAUCUGUCGACUUCUCCGACUCGAUUACCACAAACUAUCCUGAUCAGAGCUCGAUAGCUCGGCGACUAAGCGGAAGAGAGAACUUCGUUUCAGAAUUGAGAAGACGUUCCGUUUCCUUUGUGUAAAUCAUAUAUGAGAGUGAAGUAGUUUCGAAUCGACUUCGGGAAUGGCGUCAAAGACUUGCAUGAAUUUACUGUGCGGGGCCUCCACGUCGACCGAAUGGGGGAAAGGGUGGGCUCUGCGAUCCGGCGAAUUCGCUAGCCUCUGUGAUAAGUGCGGGUCUGCAUAUGAGCAAUCAGUUUUUUGUGAUGUGUUUCACUCAAAGGAAUCUGGUUGGAGGGAGUGCGCUUCAUGUGGAAAGCAGCUUCUCCACUGUGGAUGCAUUGUUUCCAAUUCUCUGCUUGAGCUGCUUGAUUGUGGUGGUGUUAGCUGUGUAAACUGUGCUAAGAAGUCAGGAAUCGCCCCUAUUUCGAGCAAUGAAAAGCCUAAUGGAUUUGGAAUAUCUCAAGUUGAUAACAUCAAUCAAAUGUGUUCCACUUCUGUGGACAACCAACUGGAUCGAAGUGGUAUUGACAAAAUGAAGCUUACCCAGUUGGGGAACAAUACAGAGUGUAAUGGGCUUAGGCACUUGCUUCAAUCUCAGAAUGCUGACACAAAUGGAUCGUUUGGGAAAUUGAAACUGGAGGAAGUUUUUCCUUCUUCUGGAGAGAUUGGAAGCACGUGUUUCUCAAAUUUUAGUCGGGCAUGCAAUGGAUUGUCUAACACUACCAAACCAGACAUGUAUAAAGCAAAUAUAGGAACAAAAGAUGCAUGUGACACACUGCCACAGACAAACUUGAGCAUGUCUUUGGGAGCACCUUCUCCUUCAAGAAAUUCAAAUCUUCCUAAUGCUGUUGUUGAUGAAAGGGAAAAUAGCAAGACAUCCUCUCCAUUCCUACAGGGGCCCAGGUCUCGCCAUCUUUUGCCAAAACCCCCAAGGUCGGAUCUUGCCAGUGGCUUGGAAGCAAAUGCCGGCUUGGUUUCUCAAAUACGUGUUGCAAGGCCACCUGCUGAAGGACGGGGAAGGAACCAGUUACUUCCUCGUUAUUGGCCAAGGAUUACAGACCAUGAGUUACAGCAAAUAUCUGGAGACUCGAAUUCCACUAUCGUGCCAUUGUUUGAAAAGAUGCUGAGUGCCAGUGAUGCAGGUCGAAUUGGUCGUUUGGUUCUCCCAAAAGCAUGUGCUGAAGCAUAUUUUCCUCCUAUCUCUCAACCAGAGGGUCUUCCUCUGAGGAUUCAAGAUGUGAAGGGCAAAGAAUGGGUGUUUCAGUUCAGAUUUUGGCCUAAUAAUAACAGCAGAAUGUAUGUUUUGGAGGGGGUUACACCUUGCAUACAGUCAAUGCAGCUGCAAGCUGGAGAUACAGUAACUUUUAGUCGUAUGGAUCCUGGAGGAAAGCUUAUUAUGGGGUUCCGGAAGGCUUCAAAUUCAAUUGCAAUGCAGGACACCUAUCCAUCUGCCAUUCCAAAUGGCGCUCAUUCAAGUGAAACUUCGUUUUCGGGUGUUUUUGAGAACCUACCUAUAAUAAGUGGUUUCUCUGGCCUUCUUCAGUCACUUAAGGGAAGCACAGAUCCCCACUUCAAUGCUGUAUCAAAACACUUCAGUUCAGCUACUGGUGAUGUAAGUUGGCUCAAGUCUGAGAAGCAUGAAGGCUUGCUGCUGCCUGCAGUCGUUACUCCAGAGAGGAAAAGGGCACGAAAUAUUGGGUCCAAAAGUAAGAGGUUGCUCAUUGAUAGUCAAGAUGCACUGGAGCUUAAACUUACGUGGGAAGAGGCACAGGAUUUACUCUAUCCACCUCCAGCACUUAAGCCAAGCAUUGUCAUGAUUGAGGACCACGAAUUUGAAGAGUAUGAUGAACCUCCGGUUUUUGGAAAGAGAAGUAUUUUUGUUGCCCGUUCAACUGGCUUGAUCUUCAGGGGACAAGAGCAAUGGGCUCAGUGUGAUAGUUGCUUCAAAUGGCGAAGAUUGCCAGUUGAAAUACUUCUUCCUCCUAACUGGACAUGUGCAGAAAAUGCAUGGGAUCAAAGCAUGUGUUCAUGUUCUGCACCAGAUGAAUUGAGCCCCAAGGAACUGGAAAAUCUUCUUAGACUGAAUAAGGAAUUCAAGAAAAGAAGAAUUGUAACAAGCCAUAGGCCAAACCGGGGCCAUGAAUCUUCUGGUCUGGAUGCGUUGGCAAAUGCUGCAAUUCUAGGAGACAACAUGGGUGACCCUGGCACUACAGUUGCUACCACAACUAAGCACCCCAGACAUCGCCCUGGUUGCUCCUGCAUUGUGUGCAUCCAGCCACCUAGCGGGAAGGGUAAGCACAAGCCUACAUGCACAUGCACUGUGUGCAUGACAGUUAAACGCCGCUUUAAAACCCUAACGAUGCGCAAGAAAAAGCGUCAAUUAGAGCGGGAAGCAGAGAUUUCACAGAGAAAUCAACAGGCAUGGAUCUGUAGGGAUGAAGCAGAAGUAGACAGCAACUCUAGGCAUGCAUCAUCACACCUUGAUCCUUCAGAGAAUGAAGGUAGGUCAGGAAAUGAGCUAGAAUCCAAGAGCCAAAGCAAAUUGGCUGAAACUGGGAAGGGACAAUUAGACUUGAAUUGCCAUCCCAAGAGAGAAGAGGAGCUGCUAGCGGGAUCAAAGCGGGUGAGCAUGAUGAGUCUUCUUCAAGUAGCAAGUCGUCCAUUGGAGACAUAUCUGAAGCAAAAUGGUCUCACAAGCUUGAUCGCUGAGGAACAGGCAAGUUCAGCAUCACAUGUCCUGCCGCCAGCCGCCAAUGAGAAUGUGGGACAAGUUAAUGAGGAAUGCUGUCUUGUUUCUGCUGUUCCAGAGCGAGAAGGUGGGAGUGAAGAGUACUGUGGAGCAGAUCAAAGCCAAAAUGAUUCCCACUCUUGAAGUUCCUCUCUUUUUUUUUUUCGACUUCGAAAAGAAUUUUUUGGGUGCUCGUCUGUUGUAUACUCAUAAUUUACUAGUCUUCCUCCUCCAGUUUGCAAUACGUUUCUUUAUUUCAUGAGCUCUUCUUCGUACAAACGGAUUGGUGGACCAAACUGUGUAUUAAU
Messenger RNA from Juglans microcarpa x Juglans regia, 3298 nucleotides. RefSeq names its product B3 domain-containing transcription repressor VAL2. Gene Ontology annotation, molecular function: zinc ion binding; DNA binding. The transcript is spliced from 13 exons. Lineage: Eukaryota; Viridiplantae; Streptophyta; Magnoliopsida; Fagales; Juglandaceae. The record is from RefSeq and is a predicted model, not a curated record. Bases 384 to 3134 code for a protein of 916 amino acids.